Molecule: messenger RNA, 1133 nt
Organism: Seminavis robusta
Lineage: Eukaryota; Bacillariophyta; Bacillariophyceae; Naviculales; Naviculaceae
Source: the annotation of a GenBank genome assembly
GCUUAGCAUCCGCUCUCUCCUUAACCAUUUACUUUGGUCCGUCUUAUCAACGCCAAGCUCAAACGACAGUUAUGCACCAUGACUUCCACCCGUGAGACCACUGGUAAGAAGCAGAAGUUGUCGCCACACUCCUUGUGGGAAGCAAAGGACAUUUGGGUCAAUAACAUCCUCCCUUGCUUGGGAAUGGGGCAGUAUGCCUACCUUGGCUGAGUCAACAAGCAGGUAAAUCAACAUUACAAGGACUACUGUGAUGGUGUGAAGAAUCCACCCAUGGUGAAAGAUGGCAAUGGAAGUUUGGUUCAAGCAACCAGUACUGAUUUUUUCUACAGCAUCACAUUUUGCAAUGACGCUCGUGCUGACUACUGGCACCAUGACAAAUCAGCCCACAAAUCCCCACUUCCCAAUCAAGUCUGCACAACACUUGCAAAGCUCGGAAAGCGUGCCAUGAUUCGAUGGGCCCGAGACAAGGGAUAUCCAUGGGAUUCUUCAGUCUGCGCUGAUGUUGCCCGUAGUGGAAAUUUGGAAUUGCUGCGGCUGGUUCGAGAUUAUGGCUGUCCAUGGGGAGCAUCUACUACUGCUAUGGCUGCCCAAGGAGGCCAUAUUGCCUGCAUGUUAUGGGCCCAUGGCCAAGGUUGUCCAUUGGAUGAAACGGCAUGUGCGAUGGCCGCUGCUGGUGGGCAAGUGGAUGUUCUCGUUUUCUUGUAUUCCGGUGGCUUUCCUUGGGAUGAAACAACCUGUACCAUGGCCGCCAGAUAUGGACAUUUUCUCGAACUAGAGUAUGCCCAUGAUCAAGGUUGUCCAUGGGAUGCAGCAACAUGUGCUGCUGCUGCCGAAGGAGGCUAUUUGGAAAUCCUCAUGGGCAGUCCAUGGGAUGAACGAACAUGUGCUAUGGCUGCUUCUUGUGGACACUUGCGUGUUUUGCAGUGGGCUAGAGCCCAUGGAUGCCCUUGGGACAAGACAACUCUUCAGAUGGCCGAAGACAGUGGACAUUUGGAAGUGGUACAAUGGGCCCGUGACAAUGGUUGCCAGUAAUACUAGCCUGGUUUGUUUGAUAUCCUCGCUGCAGAAUUCAGAAUUCAGAAUCCUCAGGUCGUCCGUAGAAAUUAAAAAUAAGCCAUGAGCUUGCAUUGGGA